Molecule: messenger RNA, 715 nt
Organism: Hypanus sabinus (Atlantic stingray)
Lineage: Eukaryota; Metazoa; Chordata; Chondrichthyes; Myliobatiformes; Dasyatidae
Product: cAMP-specific 3',5'-cyclic phosphodiesterase 4D
Exons: 5
Coding region: 371-715 (114 amino acids)
Source: RefSeq, a predicted model, not a curated record
ACAAGUUACCUCAGCAGAGGUCGUGGAGGUGGGGGGAAUGACUGGAGCUGCAGUUAAAACUGAUUACACUUCUUUGUGUAAUGUAUUGGUAAUAUUGCAGCUGUGAGUUAUGCAGAGCAGGCCAAAAAUACACACAAAAGAAGAAAACCCAGGCCAAAACAAUGACAGACAGAAAUGGUCAGUUCUGGAACAGACAGAAAAAUGGAAUUUCAGCACAGUACCGCCGCUUUGAAUUUUCUGCUUUGAACCAAUUGAUGUUAGCAGCUAUCUACAGCAGAAGUGUGAAGGAUCUUAGUGGACUUUAAUUUGAGACCGUGGAAGUUUGGAAAUCAGCAGAAAGCUGUAAAAACAGGAUAACUGAAACUUCGUCAUGAAUAAAACUAACAGCGUUGCAGCUGCCAACAGUGAGAGUAGCACGGACAAAGUCUCGGCCUCUGAUCAUUUGGGUUCCGAAGCACAGAGUUCAGCAAUGGAACCAUAUCUUGUACGAAGACUUUCAUUUCAUGCUCUGCAACUUCCUCCACUAGCCUUCAGAAUGGCUGAACAACAUGACUUGGAAAAGAAAACAGAAACAGAACGUAUACCAAGACCAACAACUCUUCCAUUGAAGCCUCUUCCUUUAAUUGCCAUCACUGCUGCAGACAACACAAGAAUUUAUUACUGGCAGCUGGUCUAUCAAAACUGUGUGGAACACUUAUGCUGGGUUACAGAAUGA